Messenger RNA from Acanthoscelides obtectus, 408 nucleotides. NCBI's taxonomy places the organism in Eukaryota, Metazoa, Arthropoda, Insecta, Coleoptera, Chrysomelidae. The record is from the annotation of a GenBank genome assembly.
AUGAAUAUAGGGCUAGCGCACACUGAGAUAUGGCGGGUGAGAGAACUGAUGGCGACGUGUCGCUUGAGGUCGAAAAACGGAACAAACAAUGAACAAAACAUAGCUCUGUUUUCUACAAGUGUGUCCCAAGUUAUUCAACAAAGGGCACCACUUCAAAGCUUCAUCAGCAGUGUAUUACUACUGCUGAUGUCCAUUGGCAUGCUCUUUUUUUUAGCUUCAUUGCUUUUCAUGAUAUUCUUAUCAUUAUUCCUUGUUACAACUGGAGUACUGAUGGAUGCAGGAAUUAUUGGAGUGUAUAAACUAUGUGAUGUCAAGUUCAAACUGCUCAACAAUUUAUUGUUUGGUAAAGAAUUGGAGUUACCAUAUAAUAUUUUGCUCUCAUUAGGUUUUGGUAACACAGGUGUGUGA